This is a messenger RNA of Truncatella angustata, 2388 nucleotides long. Its product is annotated as armadillo-type protein. Gene Ontology annotation, biological process: protein phosphorylation; tRNA export from nucleus. Bases 1 to 2388 code for a protein of 795 amino acids. The transcript is spliced from 2 exons. Lineage: Eukaryota; Fungi; Ascomycota; Sordariomycetes; Amphisphaeriales; Sporocadaceae. Gene Ontology annotation, cellular component: cytoplasm. The record is from RefSeq and is a predicted model, not a curated record. Gene Ontology annotation, molecular function: ATP binding; protein kinase activity.
AUGAAUUUCCUCAAGUCGGCGGUGGCGUCGGCCAUGGCCCAGGGGCCGCCCUUCCCCUAUACGUUCGGUGACCGCGUCGACGUCGACGCCUCCAUCUGGACCCUGUACAACGGGACGCGCCGCGAGGACGGCAGCAACUGCAGCAUCUUCUCCUUCGAGAUUAACCCAUCGAGCAAGUCCCGCCUGCCCCUCGCCAAGAACGCCCUCAAGAAGCUGCGCACCAUGCGCCACCCGGGUGUCGUCAAGGUCCUCGACACCGUCGAGACCGACACCUACAUCUACAUCGCCACCGAGCGCGUCGUGCCCCUGCGCUGGCACGUCAAGCGCAAGAGCCUCAGCCAGGAGACCAUCAAGUGGGGGCUGUACAGCGUCGCGCGCACAGUCAAGUUCAUCAAUGACGAGGGCGCCAGCAUACACGGAAAUCUCAAGGUCGCCAGCAUCUACACGUCCGAGAGCGGGGAGUGGAAACUCGGUGGGUUCGAGGUCCUCAGCAACGUCAAGGACGACGAUGCCGUCAUAUACACAUUGGGCAGUCUGGUCCCAGACAACGGGCGAUACACACCUCCGGAGCUGGCAAGAAACGGCUGGGAUGCCAUCAAGAGAAGCCCCCACUCGGCUGUUGACGCGUAUCUGUUCGGAGUAUUGAUCUCGGAGGCGUUCAAUGGCGACUUCACCGGGCCGGAGCAAGCUGGACAGACAAAGGGCAUACCACCCACCAUGCACACGAGCUAUAAGAGGUUGGUCAACGCGAACCCAAAGGCCAGAGUCACCGUUGGCGCAUUCUUGGAACAAGGCAAACGCUCCGGUGGCUUCUUCGACUCGCCAUUGAUCAAGCUGACGGAAGGAGUGGACAACCUCGGUAUGAAGUCUGAAGAGGAGAGAGAGCAGUUUUUGGAUGACCUAGAUUCAUUGUCCGACGAUUUUCCCGAAGAUUUCUUCAAGAUGAAGGUUCUGCCGGAACUGCUGAAAUCGGUAGAAUUCGGAGGCGGUGGGCCAAAGGCCUUUGGAGUUGUCAUGAAGAUAUCGACCAAGUUGUCAAGCGACGAUUUCGAUGCGAAAGUCCAACCUGUGGUUAUCAGGUUGUUUGGAAAUCCUGAUAGAGCCAUUCGCGUUUGCUUGUUGGACAACUUACCGCUCAUGAUCGAUAGACUGCCGCAGAAGGUAGUCAACGACAAGAUCUUUCCCAGUCUCGUAACCGGAUUCACAGAUUUGGCCCCGGUCGUCAGGGAGCAAACCCUUAAAUCCGUGUUGGUCAUCAUCAGCAAACUCUCGGACAGGGUUGUCAAUGGUGAACUGUUGAAGUAUUUGGCCAAGACUGCCAACGAUGAACAACCAGGCAUCAGAACCAAUACAACGAUCGUCCUAGGCAAAAUUGCCAAGAAUUUGGGAACGUCGAACAGAAGCAAAGUCCUCAUCGCCGCAUUCACACGUUCCUUGCGAGAUCCUUUCGUGCACGCGCGCCACGCAUCUCUCAUGGCUCUUGCCGCAACGUCAGAUCAUUUCACCGACGAGGAUUGCGCGGCAAAAGUUAUGCCUGCCAUAUGCCCCUCGCUUAUUGAUAAGGAGAAGAUGAUCCGCGAUCAGGCGGUGAAAACGCUCGAUGUAUAUAUGACCAAGGUCAAGAAAGCGGUUGCAAGCAUGCCCGACACAGUCCUGCCGCCUCAAGCUGCCAGUGAGGGCGCUGGUCCCCGCAUGAGCACACCUCAAGCAAGCGAAGCAUCAUCCUGGACGGGAUGGGCCAUCUCCUCCUUUACCAACAAGCUCUCUACGGCAGCAGGAGAGAUCCAACCAUCAGCGAGCAACGGCAACACCACGCCCACGGUCACGUCUCCAACGCCCGGGUCAAAUCGUCUCGUGCCAUCUACGUCUUCGGCAUCUACACUCCACCGCCAAGCUCUAUCCCCGAGACCAUCCACCUCCCUGUCCCGAAACUCCUCGACCUCGAACGCGGAAGCUUACUUCAAGGACCCCGAGCCCGCAGAAGACAACGAGGCCUCCGCAUGGGGCGAGAUGGGCGACAUGGACGACGGGGACGACGGCGCCUGGGGCGACGACAGCAACAACAACACCGCCGACACGACACCGGCGUCCGCAUCCGCCUUUUCCAGCGCCUCGAAGCAAGCAGCCCCCAAGAAAGCCGUCUCGUCACCGGCCCCCUUCGACGACGGCUCCGAGCCCGACUUCGCCGGCUGGCUGGCGGCCCAGGCCCAGAAGAAGACAGGCGCUAGCGGCGCGAAAUCGCUGCCCAAGGGCCUCGCCAAGGCGAAUCAUAGUGCAGGGGCGGCCAAGAAGGUGGCCGGCAAGCCCAAGCCCGUCAUCGCCAAGAAGAAGAUCGAUCUGAAGCCCAAGGCCGCGGAUGACGAUGACGGCUGGGGUGACGGCUGGUAA